CUCUCUUCCUUCUUCUUCUUCAUAUAUCGUCUCUUUCCCUGCAUCUAGAUGCCCUCCAUCCAUGUUCCCCUAGGUCCAUGGUAAUUCGAAAAUAGGAUGUGUGAAUCGGUGAAAAUGUUGAGCUCCUCUUUUGAUUUGCUUUCUCAUGUUAGGCUUCUCAAUGAUUAACUGCUGUACCCAACUAUGAAUCCCGAAAUUUGGAAUGGUGCAUGAUCACUGAAUAUGUUGUGCACAUGAAGUGCUCGACGAAUUGUCACACUAAAAUUCUCACAAUGUGGAUCCUAUCUGUCAGUGAUAAAUAGCCUAAUUUCGAGAGUCUUCACUGUGAAGUAGCUCGCCAGCCCCGUUGAAGGCAAACAACAACCUUGUAUGGCUAUUCCUCUAAUUAGAAGUUUUCGAAGACUUCCGUUACUUUCACUUCGCAGGCCUCUAUCCUCUUCCUCUACCUCGUACACGCCAAUUCUUGGAAACCGAGAAAGCUUUUUGCACUUGUCAAGGUUUGUGCCUCAAAAUAGCUUAAUCCGACUAGGCUCAUGUUGGGACAUGAGGAACUUUAGCCAUGGAAGUGUGAAUUUUGUUAUAACAAAAGAUGGGAAAUCCAAGUUUGAGACACAUGAAGUGGAAGCACCAAAGAAAGAAAAAUGGAAGACAAAGAAGAGGCUGAAGCUGCAAAGGAAGAGAGAGAAGAAGAAGAGAAAUGCUGCAAAUAAGAGGGAUCCAAGAAGGCUUGGUCUAAAGGGGAAGAAGAAGAAGCAGAAGUUUGACACUGCUGAAGAAAGAAUUAAGCAGAAGAUAGAAAAUGCAAAAGUCAAAGAAGCGCUGUUGAUUGAGAGACUAAAGCGAUAUGAGGUUACCAAAGUUCAAGGUCCUGAGGUUAAGCCACACUUCCUCACUGGCGAAGAACGAUUUUUUAUAAAAAAGAUGGGGCAGAAAAGGUCUAAUUAUGUGCCAAUUGGCAGAAGGGGAGUCUUUGGUGGUGUUAUUCUUAAUAUGCAUUUACAUUGGAAAAAACAUGAAACAGUCAAAGUCAUAUGCAAACCUGGUCAAGUCCAAGAAUAUGCCGAUGAAAUUGCAAGACUGAGUGGCGGCAUCCCAAUUCAGAUAAUUGCAGAUGAUACAAUAGUUUUUUACAGAGGAAGAGAUUAUGUGCAACCCGAAAUUAUGUCUCCUAUUGAUACACUGUCAAAGAAGAAGGCAUUGGAAAAAUCCAAAUAUGAGCAGUCGCUAGAGUCUGUGAGACGUUUCAUUGCGAUUGCUGAAAAGGAACUUGAACUCUACUACCGACAUGUCGCCCUAUAUGGUGACCCAAGUAACCGAAGUGCUUACUCCAUCCUUGAUGAUUCAAGAAGCACAAGAGGAAAACGAAAUGCCGAGAUAGGAGAGAACUAUUCAGCAAGCAAAUCUAAUAUGUUGGAUCUUGAAUUGGAAAUUGAUGAUAGUUGUUCUGAUGACAACCAGUCUUUAUAAUUUGAAUUUGAAGAUACCUGAAUAGGAGUUUUCAAUUCAACCUUAGUUCGGAAAUAACUAUACCUCUGUUUUUAUCUGCGUUUUAUCGCAACUUUCUAACGAUAUAAUAUAUGAAGUUGUUAAUUAGCAAGUAGGGGUUU
Messenger RNA from Solanum pennellii, 1607 nucleotides. RefSeq lists its product as uncharacterized. Bases 370 to 1467 code for a protein of 365 amino acids. Lineage: Eukaryota; Viridiplantae; Streptophyta; Magnoliopsida; Solanales; Solanaceae. The transcript has 5 exons. Gene Ontology annotation, molecular function: RNA binding. The record is from RefSeq and is a predicted model, not a curated record.